UUCCACACAAGAUUCAGUGCCUGGACACCUUUUAGCAACAAGUCAUUAAAUCGACAGCUCUUUCAGGAAAGAGUUGCUCUUAUAAGUCACUGAUUUGACCUCUGGACUAACAAGGAAGCCCAAGAAUUCUUAUUCACGAUUUUUUUAUGAUGCACUAAAUCACAAUUAAGGGUUGUCCAAGACUGGUUUUCAGAAAGGAUGCAAGUGGCCAAAGUGGAUUUUCUACCACGCUUCAUUUCUCUAUAUAUCUUUUCCUUUCUGAAUCCAAAAGAUUUAUGUGCAGCUGCACAAGUCAGCUGGCCCUGGAAAUUUUUAACUGAACAGGAUUGCUUAUGGAUGCCCAAAUGCAUGAAGUUUGGAUGGUUUCUGCACUAUACGCCAACAGAUAAUGAGUAUGGUGCUUGGAAGUACCAUUACAUUGCUUGUGUGUCCAACUUAGAUUGGCUAACCCCUAGGGAAGCCGCAGCUCUUUAUGGGACCCUGAAUGAACCCAAAACAGAAGAUGAGCAACUACAGGAGAGGCAAAGAGAAAAGUGCCUAAGGAAAAUAAUUUGGGAGAAAAUUGCACUACGUAAGAAGGAUUUGUUCAAAGUUCGACCCCCUUGGGUGAAUGGAACAUGCUGCUCUAGAUUGUUCAAAUCCAAAUGCCAACCACGUCUCUCCCAAACUGUGAGGGAUCGAGUGGGAUUACAGGAAACUUUGGAGAAACAGCUUGUUUUGGCAUCUUUAGAAGCUUUGCCCAAGUGAAACAAUGUUUCUGGAUGCAAUUCCUACCCUUUAUUAUCAAAGAAAAAUUGGUAUGGAGUUUAUAAAAAUGACAGCAGCUCUUCACAUGUUCUCCAGCCACACUUCAUAUUAAUAUCAUCUCGGAUUCCUGCAUAUGAGGUACAGAGCUAUAAAAUUGGUAUUAAAAAUUUACUGACUGAAGUGAGAGACUUCUGGGAGAAAUUAGGAAGCUAUGUGGCCCCUGGAGAAGAAGGGGGCCACGUGGACCUCUUUGUACGACUCGGAGCAUCAGAGGCAGGAACAGAAGUUCUUUCUCAGCUGUCUCAACUGACUGGCACGUUAUUGACCCCCCCCCACCCCACUGGGAUUGCCACCGGCUCAUACCAACACAUUCUUAGUGACUGGCUGGGAUGACAGUGGGAAAGGGCGCCCCCUUCCACAUACUUCAGUGAAUCAAAGCUGCAGACAUGGUCCAGCCUCACCGACUUCCUGGAAGACACCUUGAAAUCAGUAAGGCAACGGAGUCCUCUCUUCAAGGAGUUGCAGAAGAACAUAAGUGGCAGGAUGACAGGAAACACUGAAAAUUGCAUCAUCAUUCAGAGAGCUGAUUUCUAUGAAAAUGUCAUUUCAUGCCCAUUGAAAAAGCACCUAUCUGUGAUGACUGAAGGCUUGGAUGCCACCCCCAACACAAAGUCACCACGGACAGUGUUAGGAGGAAUAGACUUAUUUAAGUAUAAAUACAUGCCAGGCCGCUAUGGGUCAGCCCCAAAUGAGGAAGACAAAGGACAUGGCAGAAAGGCUCUGUGGGGCAGCUGUGCAAGCGCUCAGGCUCAGGCGCUGGCUGGCUGCGUGCAGUUCCAGGACCAGGGCUCUUAUACAAAGGCUUCAGGCAGCCAUAAGGGAUGGCUGCAGGGCAGAGCUUCUGAAGCCUCAGGGGGCUUGGCGCUGACUGGGCAGUUAGACACCCAGGGCCCGCCCCAGAUAACCAAGUCUGCAUUUAAUCCUCAGGAAAGAAAUGUUAUAGAAGAUAAUCCUCAGGACACAAAAUCAAGCCUCAGCAAAAACGGUCCAAAGUUUGAGUUGCUGGUUGAGUUGGUUGUCACUGGCCAAUAUUUCAUGGCCAGGCUUUCCUCAUAUUGCAGGUGGUUUCUAGAUGACUUGAGAGACAGACUACAGGAAUGGGGCCCAGCUCACUGCGUGGGUGAAAUAUUCAUAAAGUUUGGAAGCCAGUUGAACAUAUACACCAAUUUCUUCAACAAUUACCCUGUUAUUCUGAAAACUAUGGAGAAGUGCAGAGAAAUGAUACCAGCAAUCCGAGCUUUCCUGAAGAGGCCUGAUAAGACCAUUGUUACAAAGAUGCUGAGCCUUCCGGAGCUGCUUUUGUACCCAUCCCGAAGGUCUGGAGAAUAUAUUCAUCUUCUCUAUGCUCUGAGGCUUCACACUCCUGCAGAACAUGUUGACCAUGACUUGACCACUGCAAUUGAAGUAAUCAAAAAAUACAAAGGUUACAUAGAUCAGAUGAAGCAGAACAUCACUAUGAAAGAUCAGCUGUCAGACAUAGAGAGAAUCAUCUGUGGGUGCCCGACUCUAUCAGAACUAAACAGAUAUCUGAUUAGGGUCCAAGAUGUAGCCCAACUUCACUGCUGUGAUGAGAAACUAAGUUUCCCUUUAAGGCUCUAUGAACAUACCUGUGAUCUCAGUCUUUUCCUCUUCAACGAUGCACUGCUUGUUUCUAGUGGGGGCACAUCUCAUACUCCGUUUGAAAGGACUUCAAAAUCAACCUACCAGUUCAUUGCAUCAGUGGCCCUUCAUAGACUACUCAUAGAAGCUAUUCCAGAUUCCAAAUAUAUCAAGAAUGCAUUUAUUCUUCAAGGUCCAAAACGUGAAUGGAUUUGUGCUACAGAAGUUGAGGAUGAUAAAUUCCUGUGGUUGUCAGUACUCCAAAACACCAUCAAUAGUAGUAUGGAAAAGUGA
Messenger RNA from Mesoplodon densirostris (Blainville's beaked whale), 2700 nucleotides. It is a transcript of the gene ECT2L, whose product is annotated as epithelial cell transforming 2 like. Gene Ontology annotation, molecular function: protein binding; guanyl-nucleotide exchange factor activity. NCBI's taxonomy places the organism in Eukaryota, Metazoa, Chordata, Mammalia, Artiodactyla, Ziphiidae. The record is from RefSeq and is a predicted model, not a curated record.